Humulus lupulus (European hop) is the source of this 773-nucleotide messenger RNA. RefSeq lists its product as uncharacterized. The coding region runs from base 205 to 489 and encodes 94 amino acids. NCBI's taxonomy places the organism in Eukaryota, Viridiplantae, Streptophyta, Magnoliopsida, Rosales, Cannabaceae. The record is from RefSeq and is a predicted model, not a curated record. Gene Ontology annotation, cellular component: dynein complex. Gene Ontology annotation, biological process: microtubule-based process. The transcript has 2 exons. Gene Ontology annotation, molecular function: dynein light intermediate chain binding; dynein intermediate chain binding.
UUUAUAUAAGUGUCAAAUACAUGACGAAAUUAAGGUGUUGUAGUUUCUGAUAUUUAUGAAUGUGAGAAUUGGGAAGCUUCUUGUUUUAGCGGUUGGGCUUCCAUAUCUUUCGUUUGUGUAAAUAUAUGUUUAUAUAUAUAUAUAUAGAGAGAGAGAGAGAGAGAGAGAAGAAUUAUUUUUGAUUUGGCAUAAAGAAUAGAAAAUAUGUUGGAAGGGAAGGGUAUGAUCAAGGAAACAGACAUGGCUAAUCAGAAGAUGCAGACUCAAGCUAUGGCUUGUGCUUCUCAUGCUCUUGAUAUCUAUGAUGUUAAUGACUGCAUCUCCAUAGCUGCCCACAUCAAAAAGGAAUUUGAUAAGAAUUAUGGGAGCGGAUGGCAAUGCGUGGUGGGUUCUAAUUUCGGUUGUUUCUUCACACAUGCACCUGGGACUUUCAUAUAUUUUGGCCUUGAGACCCUCAAUUUUCUUAUCUUCAAGGGAACCUCUUCUUGAUACAUCUUGAUAUACAUACACACACAUAUAUGCAUAUAUACAGAGAGAGAAAGAGAUCGGGUCCCUAACUAGGUCAUCUUGAAUGUAUAACAUGGUGCGUUAGUGAGAUUCUUAUAUACACCACAAUAGACGAUAGGUAGAAUUAAGAAGCUGUUUUUUAGUUCUCUUUCUCAUGGUGUGUUAUUGUAGUUUGUAGUUAAAUAUCUGUGUUAUAGUUAUGGAUGGAAGAAAAAGAUAAUAUUUUACUUCGUUAUACAAAUGCAUAAUCAUUGUCAACUGGGAUA